Messenger RNA from Penaeus vannamei (Pacific white shrimp), 2428 nucleotides. Its product is annotated as guanylate kinase. Lineage: Eukaryota; Metazoa; Arthropoda; Malacostraca; Decapoda; Penaeidae. Gene Ontology annotation, cellular component: cytosol. Gene Ontology annotation, biological process: purine nucleotide metabolic process. The record is from RefSeq and is a predicted model, not a curated record. Gene Ontology annotation, molecular function: GMP kinase activity.
CCGACGUUCAAGACGAAUGCGCACGGGCUUAGCAGCUCUUCAUUAAAAAUUAAUCUCUGGAAGACUGAAAGCAAAACAUUGAGGUUUAAGAAGAUAAAGGGGGCUGUUGGAAGACAUAAUUUUAAUAAAAUAUCCAAGCAGUCUUUAUGCCAUGGCUUCACUCCUUUGGAAAGCCAACAGUUUGAUAAGUACUCGUUUGGCGCACAGAGUCGCAGCGAUGGCUCCUCGCCCCCUCGUCCUUUGCGGGCCUUCAGGUGCCGGUAAGUCGACCCUCCUGAAACUGCUGCUGGACGAGUACGGCCCCCACUUCGGGUUCUCCGUGUCGCACACCACACGGUCCCCGCGGCCCGGCGAGGAGCACGGCAAACACUACUACUUCGUCUCCCGCCAGGAGAUGGAGAGGGCCAUCGGCGCUGGGGAGUUCAUUGAGAACGCCGUCUUCUCAGGCAACAUGUACGGCACCAGCAAGAAGGCUGUACAGGACGUGCUGGCCAGUGGGCGAAUCUGCAUCUUGGACAUUGACACACAGGGGGUCAUGCAGGUUAAGAAAACAGAUCUCAAACCGCAUUAUGUUUUUAUCAAACCUCCUUCACUUGAGGAUCUUGAGAAGAGAUUGCGAGCCCGUGGGACGGAGACGGAGGAGAGCCUGGCUAAGCGGCUGAACACGGCACAGCGAGAGCUAGAGUACGGAGCGGUGCCUGGCAACUUCGACAAGAUCAUUGUCAAUGAUGUAGUGGAGAAAGCAUAUAGUGAACUGAGGAAGUUCAUUCUACCAGUCAUAGAGGAAAAGAGCAGCAAAUAAUGACAGCCACAUUAAAGGGACACAAUUUUGUGUUUUAUUUAUUUAGAGCUCUGGUUCAAAAAUAAUGCAUUUGAUUAGCUCUCUAAAGAAAAAGACGUUUCAAAAACAGAGGUUUCGAAUGUCCAGUCUGAAUUUUGGCAGCAUUAAUUAGUAAAAUUUUGUGAUAUAAACUUUUGUGUUCUCAUUGAAAAGUACUUACUUAUAACAGUCUUUAUACAUGAAAACGGUGACAAAUAGCAGGGUCAUGUUUGUAAUAGAUACAUGUAAUACACUGAUAAGUAUGUAUGUAAGUUAAACUGAUCCAUAUGGCAUUUUAUGUAGUCUAUAUGUUAGGAUUUUAGUCAGAUUUUCAGAUUAUUUUUUUCACUUUUUUUCCUUAACAUGUGUGUUUUAAUAGGUAGUAAUGAUGGGCCAAUGCCACUUCACUGCCAGUAAGUGGGAAGUGACUAUUGUUUGCACUUUGUGAUAUGCAUCUCCAGAUAGUAUCAUUAGAUUCCUUUGCAAGCAUUUUAGUUGUGUAAUGCAUUCCUGGAAUGAGAUAUAAUUCAGUAGGCUUUUGACUGUGACUCUACUAAAGAUAUUUUCAUUCAGAUUCUUUUAGCAUUAAGAACUUACAAAAAAUUAUUCUGAGGUUGGUCUCAGAUAGUAGCUGUGUAAUGGACCAAACUGAGGUGUGCAGUACUAUCCAUGUAUGGAGUACAGUAAUGUCUACCUUUUAUGGUUGCUAUUUAAGUGUUUCUGCAGUAGGUUGUACACUGAAAGGUGGAUAACAUAUGAGGCCAGUUAUAUUAAGCAUAAUAUAGGUUGUGAAUGCUGCUGUUUUAUGCUGGUGCCUGUUCUAAGAAAUAUUGGUAUUAACCUAAUCUUACAACCAUGAUUAAUAAUGAAAGCCUUUACAGUGCUAGUUGAAGAAAAAAAAUAUGUGCUACCUCCAUAAAUGUUUAUAUAAUGAAAAAUGGGCAUUUUCAUUACCUGCCAUUGCAAUGUAAUACGGAUGCAGUAUUUAUAAGCCGUUUUUAAAUUUAUUGUAGACAAGUACAAGCAUUGCCCAUAGCUUGUUAAUACCAUUUGUGUCAUUAUUGCAGGCUGUGUUUUGUAGGAUGUUUGUAAAAUGCACUUGAUAUUUGCUGAUGGAAAUUAUUUAUAUUAUUUUCUUAUAUUUUGGGUGUUUCUCCCAUUAACUUGAAUAUUGGUUCUUCAGUUAAAUUGUAUUUAUUGUAGAAGUAUGGUGACCAAAUUCUCAUUGGACUCAGAUUCUAUUAUCCAUUGAGAUUAAAUUAACUCGCCAAAAUAUCAUAAAUUGAAUUAAAACCCAUGCCAACAUAGGAGAAACUAUUAUACUUAGAGAUGAUUUAGGGAAAAAUACGUCUGGCUAUUUUCAGUGUUUCUGGAGUUGAUUCUUACUUGCUGAUUAUCAUUAUUAUUUUUUUGUUUUUGUUUUUGUUUAUGUAAGAAAAUUAUUUUUUUGAGAAAAUGUAUUUUUUUAGAUUUGCAAAAUGUACUACUAUACUGAUAUAAAAUAAAAGCAUUGUUCAUCCUGACUUGCUGUUUUAUGUAGAAUUGGUUUGACAGUAGACAAGAGUUUUAAGAAAAAAGUUCUAUAAAAGUAAAUGCUUCAAAAGAUCA